Molecule: messenger RNA, 4665 nt
Organism: Ceraceosorus guamensis
Lineage: Eukaryota; Fungi; Basidiomycota; Exobasidiomycetes; Ceraceosorales; Ceraceosoraceae
Exons: 9
Coding region: 174-4478 (1434 amino acids)
Biological process (GO): regulation of GTPase activity
Source: RefSeq, a predicted model, not a curated record
CGCUGCUUUUUUCACACAUUCAGGUAUCGGAUUGACAUAGCUCCAGCGCUUCCACUUCAGCGAUCUCCACCAGCAAGACGUCGAAGUCUACCUGCGUUCAGUCCAGCUACAUUUCCCCCUCGAAGCUCCGAGCUUGACGCUGCAGUGCUUGGAACGACCACCUGGCUGAACUGAUGAGCGGAAACUCCUCUCCAAGGACUCGCUCUGCAAAGCGCGGUCCCUCCAACUUUGGUCCUACUGAUCCUGCCGAGGCUUCACUCUCUUUACUGGUCUGGGUCUCCGCCCCCUCUCAGUCGUCCUCAAGCACGGGAGAGAAGCUGGUUCAGCUGAGCAAAGCGCCUCUUUUGAUUCGAGAUGUGCCCCAGGUCAGAAGAAAGCUGACCAAACGCGACAGCAAGAAUCUCAAUCAUGGAACUUCGAGCGGAUUCAUUGAAGGAAGCGAGGGGAGGACAGGCUCGCCUGCGGGAACAUCGACUCAGCAUAGUGCCGCAGCAUGGGCGAAUGCCGGGUCUUCUCAUGUCGGGGCCAACCUGGGCAGCAUCCCCACCGCGCAAUUAGAAGCCGAGUCUCUGAUCACUUCAGCCAGAGCAGUGAGCCAUGCUUCUGCCAACGUGGAGGGUGUCAGCAGCUCUCGGAAUCCCCUCAGCUUUGUCAAAAGUAAGCCGGGCUGGCUCAAGGAAAAGUCAAGUCGUUCGAGGCUCACAAUGCCCUCCGGCGUUGAUUCGGCCAUGCUCGGCGGGAGCACGUCCAGCCUCAAUCCUCCAAUGCUGCCAGGCGGCGUGGGUUCGCUGGGAAAUGCAGGCAGCUCGGUGGCAAGCAAUCGCGGGUCGGGGUGGAGGAGAGGCACAGCUAUUUUUCGAGAGGACGGGGUGUUGAGCAUCUAUGGCGAGGAUCGCGCUCUGCUCCACUCUAUACACGCCCCAUCUUUGCGAGCGAGCGACGUUCGCAAGGUCGACGAUUCCCUAUUCGCCCGGCCUCACGUGCUGGGCAUAUUUGCUAGUCCCUCCGUGUUCAGUUUGACUAGCGCCAAAUCACCGAGAACGCCAAACACAUUCGUCAGCGCAACCACACCGAGCACGCAAGGUCGGGAUGAGCCAGUCUACCUCUGCUUUCCCUCACUGACGAAGCUGGCUCGAUGGAGAGCUGUUCUGCGAUUGUACGCUCAACCAGAGGUGUAUGGGCCUCUUGGCACGGUAAACGGCACCCAUCGAAUCCACAGGCAGAUCGACAUGAGCAUAUUUGAGGCUCGGUUCAAGAGCGCUACAUAUGCCAAUUCUUCUUCAGCAGAGCAUCCAGGCGGCGGCGGGCGCAUGUUGCGCCAUCUCGCGAGCAGUUCUGGCCACGGCUUGACCCACGUCACAUCGAGCUCAGCCGGCCAGCGAUGGGGACAGUUCAACGGUCAAGACGCUGCCAAAAUGUCUUCCGACCAGCAGACGUCAAGGACAUCUGGUGCUACGAGCUCACGGGCAAGCGAAGGAGGUGCUCCGACCACGUCUCACUCGGCGGUGUCAAUGCAGCCAACGCGCUCCAGCUCGUCCGACAGCCACUCUGCCCAUGGACACUUUGGCGUCGCGCGACACAGUAGCAGCUCAUCGCCAGCCCCUAGUGCUCGCGUGAUCGUAGAAAGCGACGAGGAAGGGUGCGAUGGUGCUGCGGACAAGAGUAUGGUGACAGGAGGGGAAGAGGACGAGGAUGAUGGAGAAGACGAAGUCGAUGGCGUGCAAAGCGGACCCAUAAGCGGCUUGGCUGGAGCUGCGCGUGCAGCUGCCAUUUUCCCAGGCGCGGACACUUGGAAUACGGCUGCAGCUACAGAGAAUCUCAAGAGCAAAAAGAGAACUUUGAGACCUCCGCGCAGAAUCAUGGGAUCGGCGGCAGGCAUCGGCUUGGGUAGUGCUGGUCUCAGUCCUACCGAAGUAAACUCCUAUAGGCAUAGCGCAAGCAACACGAACUCAUCAGCUCAGCCUCCUUUCACGGCGUGCUAUUGCUUGCUCUUUUUGAGCGGCCUGGUGGCCGCGCGCACGAAGGUCAAACACGCACCGAACGGCGGCUUUACCUGGGCAGAGAAGUUCGUCUUGACAGAUUUGCCAGUGCUGGAUGCGCUGCAGAUCGACGUCAUGACUGCAACUGGCAAUCCACCGAGCCGGGCUGCAGGAAGCAGUACUUCAACAAACGCGAGCUCGGGACAGAGCCUAAAGUAUUCGCUGACGGGAUCCGUCGAUCUGCCGAUCAACACGAUGCGAAGAGGUGAAGAUAUUGAUGGCUGGUUCCCGGUUUGGGCCCAGCGUCUGGACGACGCGUAUGGCAGUGACAAAUAUGCGCGCCUUGACAUGUCUUACGGAAGGGAAAUGAUUGGGGAGGUCCACCUCAAGGUCCGCGUCCGCGAAGAAAUCAUCCUACCGCGGGUCCAGUACGCCGAGAUAGAAAAGGCGCUUAACCGGCCUGGCUGUGUGCCAUUCGUUCAAGCUCUCGCAAAAGAGCUGGACGAUUCGCAGCUCAUUCCUCAUCUUGUAGAUGUUUGGACCAGCUCCCAAACGAUUGCUGAUCGUAUUGGAGACCUUGCAGAUGCAGAGAGCGCUUCGCAAGGAGGCAGACUCGAGACUGAGUUGCUGUUCAGAGGAAACACGCUGCUCUCCCGAAGUCUAGAUCAAUUUCAGAGACUAUAUUGCUCAGACUGGCUAGAUGCUUCUAUCGGGCGUAUGGUCCGUCGUAUCUGUACAGAGCGCAUCUGGCUCAACCCUGAUGAUGACAGAGAAGCAACGACACUGCAAGCGGUCCCGUCGGCAACAAUGCAGACUGCAGGCCCGCCACUCGCUAGCUCAGCCCUUACCAGAAGCGCAACAUCCCACUCCUGCGCGAGCGGCGACAACUCCCAAGGAUCGAUCAACACCCCCGCCACGCCGGUCUUGAGUACCGUUGAGCGCCUCAAACGACUUUCCAUACAAAUGUGGGACAGCAUCUAUGGCAAUCGCCAUGCUUGUCCACCGGAUCUGCGCCGCGCGCUGUUCCACAUUCGCACAACUGUCAAUGCUCGUUUCGCUGGACAUGCCAACGUCAAGCCGCCAGGACCAGGCUUUCAAGGCGUGGGUGCAUUUGUCUUUCUGAGAUUGAUCUGUCCCGCUAUCACGUCGCCAAAUCUUUAUGGCCUUACAGCGACGGCUCCCGACUCUCAGAGCCACAAGACGCUGAUGCUCGUCGCCAAAAUGUUUCUCGCCUUGGCGAACAAACGACCUGCUUUUGACAAGGACAAGGAGCCUUGGCUGGUGCAGGCUAGCGACUUUCUUCGGAACCAAGCCGCAACAUACGACGACUACAUCACAGCAGUGUCGACCUUGCCACCACAAGCCGCGCCCGAAAAGCUGACUGCGCUCGGCGACGACGAAGACUUUGCACUUCAACGCGCCGCGCAAGCACGGACGGUAGGACUCUCGGUCCUCCAUCGAGAGUCUAUUCCAACUCCAACCUACCUGCUGGACAGACCGUUGGCGCUUGCUUCGCUAGUCUCGUAUGUGGUUCGGACGUUGCACAUGUCUCGCUUCGAUGUCGACCGAAUGUCAAGUCUAGGAAAGACGACAAGCGUAGAGGAAUUAGGCAACGCUGGCGUCGACGAAGCGCUGGAUGCAUUCAUUGAUGCUUGUUGCAAUGCCGAGGACGAGGCGGGCUACGUUGUGGACACAGCUGGCAUCGACCCAACGCCUAUCGAUCUGCAAGUAGAUGGAGCCAGCGUCCACUCUGGAACAUCAUCUUCCAUUUCAAUCGGCACUAGCACUGCGCGAAGCAACCUAGGAGCACCCAGCUUUGGCAGCGGUAGCAGGACUGCCACGCUGCGUGAGACAGAGUCAUUCAACGAUCAGCAGUACAAUAACAACAAACUCGCAUCAUCCUUCGGCAGAUCGCGACGAGCUACGGUGUCUGCAGUCACUUCUAGAGCCGAGCGAAGGAAUGGGAGAGCGUCACCUGCGCUUCCCAGCCACGAUCAAGUCUCUACUUCCAUUGGAGGCGACCAAUCGGAUGACGAAUUGCGCGCAGCGUACCAGACUUUUCGCGAGACGCCGCUGCAAUCGCUGGGUGGCGGCGCGUACAACAAUGAUCGACGACACUCUGCCAAUGUUGCAGGAGGCUACAAUAGCACGCAAGAUGACGGCGGACCAGACCCAACCACCUCACAAACUGACGGCUUGGAUACCCAAUCAUCGACUCACACUUCAUCCACAACUGGCGGUGGCGCAGCUAGAAUGACGUUGAGCGAAGCGUUGGGCGACGAAUUUGUCGACAGGGUCAACAACGAUAAAGCUUCGAGCUCCGCUCACCGAGGCGGCAGCGAUCAAGGUGCCCAUGCAGAUGUGUACGACCUCUCGGAUGUCGGCCGAGCUCUCUCGAGCGAAAGUCACUCCUCACCCAACCCACGCAUUGGUGAUCAUGGCCUGGUGUCUACGCCGAGCAGCGCGAGCAAACGCCGAAAAAGUUGGUGGAAGCGCUAGUCUUGCGCACGCAGCGCCUUGGCGCAGCUGUCAAGAUGACAAAGAGUGUGGUGGGAGAAUUACCCGUCCGUGCAAUCUCUGUUCCCCUCUCUCUGCCCUUUACAAUCUGCUAUUGCUUCGUGCUUCACCUCUCUGUACUUAGAAUGUGCUGCUUCCGCCAUACGAAAUGGAUGCCGCUUGUCAUCAG